AUGGAGAACGAUAUGCGCAAGGCACUCGACUGGAUGCAGCGAGACGUGGAGAGACAGGCUCGUGAAAAUCGAGCGGUUCGGGAGACACUAGCGCGCACAAUCCACGAUAUCACCGACAUCGUUGCGGAUUUUGUGGAUAAAGAGACUGCUAGCGUGCUAGUGUAUACAGCUGCAUUGGCGACAGGAGUAUCGCCCGAGAGAGACAACAAUGCACCCUUGCUACAGCUAGCACCAGACAAAGUGGACGAGCUUGUUGGUCUCUGGGAUGAUGCGUUGGUGUCUUGGAGAGAGCGGAACCUCGCGGAGAAACAGACUCUGACGGGAGAGUUCACACGUUUUGAAGAAGAAUGUCUCGCACGGAUGAAAGCUAGCGAGGUCUCACACAGAUUGAAAGAAGAACGACUGGUGCUUGAGGCCAACCUACAGCAGAUGGUCUUUGAAGACCACACGAGUAGUUUGAGGCAGCAACUAGAGAGUGCCAACUGUAUCGUCGAAAUUCUACAAGUGCAAAUAGCAAACCUAUCAUCUCAGCUGACCGAUGCAGCAGUAACAAAUGUUCAAAUAGCAUCUUCUGAUGUGGCCACCGAGACUGAGGGCAGUGGCGAAAAACUUCGGACCCAACUCUUGGAUCUCGCGGCUGGUGCAGAGUCACCAGAGCUCCGCGCUGUACAUUGCAAUGUAGAACUGACGGAGCAAGUACAGCGUGCAAAUGAGCUCGAAACUCGAUUAUUGAUGCUGCUAGAGGAGUGUGAAGCACAAAAUCACCAACAAGGACCGACUCCCAAGAGUGGGAUACCUAGCGAAACAGUAAACACGUACCAUCAGAAGCUACAACUGCUUGAGUGUCGAAUGCAAGACGUCCUACAACAAGUAGCCUGCGACCACGAGCAGUUUGAGUAUGACCAAGCAAAGUGGGCGCUAGAGAAGCGACAUCAUCGCGAAAAAUAUGAUGAGGUGCUGGACGCUAGCGUAAAAGUGCUCAAGGUACUGAUUAUCCGCGAGAAGCUGAUGAAGAAGAAUGAGCGGGCGCACAAGCGGGUCAUUCACGAAUUCCAGGAGAAGCAGUUUGAGCUUGCUUGUCAGGCUGUAACGCUGCAGGGGAUAACAACUGAGCUGAUGCAACAAAGCGCGAUGGUACUCUUGGUACUGCAGCAGCUAGCAGUGAUGAAAUCAAACCCUAGUCAGCCCCACGACACAUGUAGCACUUGGACCUUGCCAGCCAAGCCCGUGCAGAUGAAGAGCAUGAUCAAGCGUCUAAAGAAGAUUGAAUCUUCGUUAAGUCGACGCGAGUGGACAUCAUUCUCUCCGACAACAGCUUUAAAAAGUCGAAAGGAAAACACUUAA
This is a messenger RNA of Phytophthora infestans T30-4, 1344 nucleotides long. RefSeq lists its product as uncharacterized. The coding region runs from base 1 to 1344 and encodes 447 amino acids. The transcript is spliced from 2 exons. Lineage: Eukaryota; Oomycota; Peronosporomycetes; Peronosporales; Peronosporaceae. The record is from RefSeq and is a predicted model, not a curated record.